AUGCCCCAUGGGCAGCCGCCCAUGCCUCCUCCGCGCCGGCAGCAUGAGAUGCACUACUCGACUGCGCCCCCCAGCAUGCGUUCGCCCCCCGCGUACAUGGGUUACCACCCGCCGCCUGUCAACGGCCAUAUGCCCCCUGCCUACGCUGCCCAGCAGUACCCGCCGCCCUGGUAUUCGUAUCCGCAGAUGCACCCUCCUCCACCGCCGCCGCCCCCGGGUGCUGCGCCGCCUCCGGGGCCUCCUCCUCCACGCCCGUACCAGCCUCCCUACGCGCCGUUGAUUGUCUCGUCCUACCCGCACUCCCAGCCCGUCCUGGCGCCUGCGCAUGUCCCGCCUCCCACUCUUCCUCCCCAAGCGCGUUCGGCGGCCUCGACUCCCCUUCAAUCCACCAUGUCUCCGCCGCCAGGACCGGCCUCGAAUGAAAAAUCCGCUUUGCCAGUGAAUCCGGCGACCAACCCCGCCACUCCCUCUCCUUCAGUCGCCGAAUACCCCAGACCCAUCCUGGCUUUGCCACGGCCAUUUCGCGCACCGCUCCCUUGGCUUUCUGUUCCGGAGAAACCCUUUCCUACUCGUGCUCCUCGCAGACGUCGCAAUGCUCGUUCUUUACAGACCUCUGCGGUUGCGGUCGAACUCCCUGCGAAGGAGACGCAACGAAGGGACAAUGUGGCUUCGGAUCAGACACAGGAUUCGCACCAAACAAAGCCUGCAGAUGCGCCGGCUACGAUGCCGUCGGAACCUCAGACUCCAAUCACCUCGCAUGCCCCGUCUGAGACGGACUCGACCCAUCCGACUACGCCGUCCUCCGCCGCUCCCGCUCAGGCUACCGCGCGACCUCAGAACCAGGCUCAAUCGCAGGCGAAGACCUCAAAACCGGCCGUGCCGCUGGUUCCGGUGGUCCCCAUUGUUCCCCAGACUCCCAGCACUCCUCGGCCACAAUCCAAGGAGACUCCAGGCCAGACGUCUUCUGCGACGCCAGAUUCCGUGGUCGCCACUAGCAAUACGGUGACGGAGCCUGUGAAAGGAGAGCCGGCUGAGUCGACUCCAGUACCAACCGGGAAGCCCCCCUCCCCUCCUCGUGCAGCUCCCAAAUCAUGGGCCGAUCUGGUUCGAUCCAAAGCGCCGCCUCGUGGUGCCGGCCAGGCUGGAGGUGCUUCGACCGAAGCCGGCGGCCUGCCAGCGGCUCGGAGUGAAUCCCUUGUUGAUGUCCUGAAUAGUCUUGGUCCCGAUGUCGACCAAUACGGGGAGAAGAUCGCCUUCCUGGAGCCGAGGGGCCUGGUCAAUACGGGGAACAUGUGCUACAUGAACUCGGUGCUUCAAAUUCUGGCUUUCUGCGUGCCUUUCUAUCAAUUCCUUGAUUAUGUGGGCCGCAGAGCCACCCAUAGUUUCAAAAGCAACCUUCCUUUGAUCGAUGCCAUGAUCAUGUUCCUGAGAGAGUUCCGAGUGAUCGAUGCCGCGCGAUCGGAGGAGCAGUUGCGACUGAGACUAAAGCAUACUGAGCUGGAGGAGUAUGGCGACGCAUUCAUUCCCGAGUAUGUCUAUCAGGUUAUCCGUCAGCUGCCGAGAUUUAGAGACAUGCGGCGUGGCCAUCAACAAGACGCUCAGGAAUUCCUAGGGUUUCUUUUGGAGGAGCUGCACGAGGAAUGCACUCAGGCCAUGCGAAGCGGGACUGCAGCAGGGUCCGACGCGUCCACUCCGGCAGAAACUGACACAACCGCUUCUGGCGACGGUCCCUCUGCGGACGGCUGGCUGGAAGUCGGUCAUAAGCAAAAGCCCGCUAUUACGCGAUCUUCCGGUCACAUUGCAUUGGAAUCACCCAUCACGAGGAUCUUCGGCGGGAAGAUCCGCUCCGAGUUCAGAGUCCCUGGCAAUAAGAAUUCGGUUACUCUGGAGCCGUACCAACCCCUGCAACUCGACAUUGGAUCCCCAGAAGUUAGCAAUAUCGUCGAUGCGCUGAAAGGGUUGACGAAGCCAGAGACCAUUCAUGGCGACUUCAACUCGUCCCGAGGCCCCAAGGUGACCGCAACCAAGCAGGUCUUCAUUGAGACACUGCCCCCGGUUCUCAUCUUGCAUCUCAAGCGCUUCCAAUAUGACAGUGUCACCAAGGGUACGCAGAAGAUCUGGAAGAAGGUUGGAUAUCCCUUGGAGCUGGAAAUUCCGCGGGAAGUUUUCCCUCCUCAUAGACGCAACGCGUUGGCCAUCCAUGGUGGUCUCCCCAAGUACCGUCUCAUUGGGGUUAUUUAUCACCACGGAAAGAAUGCCAGUGGCGGCCACUAUACGGUGGACGUCAGGAGGCAGGAUGGCCGCGAAUGGAUUCGUAUGGAUGAUACCGUCAUCCGUCGUGUCCGGAGUGAGGACGUUGCUGAAGCGGGUAGUGAGGAGGAUCCCAAGGUGCUUGCCGCCGCCAUGGAGCAGCACAAGCGCGACAGGAAUCCAAACAGCAACAUCUACGAGCAGUUCGACCAGGAUGACGAAGACCCGGCUGAUAGUGAGAAUGGAUGGAGCCAGGUGAAUGGGACUGGCUCGAGCGGUCAUUCAAGCAAGAAAUCCAUGUCGAAUGAAGUCUCCUCUCCCGGAAGAAGGACCCCCAUUGGAAGAUACGGAACUCGCGACAACAAAGUCGCGUAUCUCUUGUUCUACCAACGUAUCUCCGCCCCCUGA
Molecule: messenger RNA, 2658 nt
Organism: Rasamsonia emersonii CBS 393.64
Lineage: Eukaryota; Fungi; Ascomycota; Eurotiomycetes; Eurotiales; Trichocomaceae
Product: Ubiquitinyl hydrolase 1
Exons: 5
Coding region: 1-2658 (885 amino acids)
Biological process (GO): protein deubiquitination
Cellular component (GO): cytosol; nucleus
Molecular function (GO): cysteine-type deubiquitinase activity; cysteine-type endopeptidase activity
Source: RefSeq, a predicted model, not a curated record